GUCCUGGCUGUGUUAGGUACUUUAAACUUUAAACAAGCCAGUGUCGUUGUACUAAUAAAUAAAUACUAGAUAAUUCGUGCGCUUAAAUUGCACUUAUUUUAGACCUGACUCCUUUACGACUCUAUCUUCUCAGAGAGCAAGCCAACAAACUUUUGCAAUUUGCACCGAAAGCACGUGCCUCUUUGACCUUAGAAGUGUCGCGUGAAACCUGAAUAUCCUUACAGGGUCAAAAAAAAGGUUAAAUAAUAUGACAUCAUCAGACAAAGAACAUAUAUGAAAAAUACAGCUAUUGAACAACUACUUAAGUGAGGUACCAAGUAUAAAAUUAGUUGCAGGUGGUUUUCUAUCAUCAUUUUUUUAAUAUAUAUUUUUGUAUGUAUUCCAGGACCUGCUCGCUGUCUGCUCUGGCAUGUUUCUGUGCGAGUCGGGUUGAAAAGUAAGGGGAAGAGGGAAACAAACGGGGAGUAGAUACUAGUGUUUUUUUUACCGAAAGAAAUUAAAACGUAAGAAAAUAAGAACGCUUUUCAAAAUGUAUAAAGGAGUUUGCUUAUUUAUUUAUUUUUACAUAUAAAUGACAUACAAAAGUCCCGAGCACUGGAUAUCGAUAAUGUAAAGUUUUGACUAAGCGGAGGGCAGUUUAUAUAGUUACUACGAUACCUGUUCUGUUGCAAGGCAUUUUUUUAACAACAUAUAUUUCUCGGAUUACAUGUCGUUUAUUUUAAAAUGUAAAGUAAAAUGGCUGCAUGAGUUUAAAAUAAACUAGAAAAUAAAUAAAUAAAAAUAGCGAAUCUUUAUUUUACCGGCAGUUGACAUUUUUGUACUCGGGAACGUCAACAAUUCAAAACAAGAGCAGCAAGCUGUCAAAACUGAGCGAACGUCUUUCUUAUCAUCAACAGAAACGUGAAAGUCUUUCUUGCUUUAUUUUUUUAAUCUUAGAAAACGAAAUCAAACUUUAUUUAUGGUUGAUUUGUGUUUGUUUAUUUUAUGCACUGUUCUAUUUUUAAUGUGAAACUGCAUAUGCCACUUUUGGAGAAUUACCUGUGAAGCUACAAAACCACGCUGACAUGAGAAGUCGAAGCAACUCUGGCGUUAAGCUUGAUAAUUAUGCGAGACUGGUGCAACAGACCAUCCUGUGUCACCAGGAUCCAGUGACUGGGCUCUUGCCUGCUAGUGAAGAGCAGAGGCAUGCCUGGGUUCGAGACAAUGUUUACAGCAUUCUGUCUGUGUGGGCCCUGGCGCUCGCCUACCGGAAAAACGCAGACCGGGACGAGGACAAGGCAAAAGCAUACGAGCUUGAACAGAGCGUCGUGAAACUGAUGAGGGGGCUUCUUCAGUGCAUGAUGAGGCAGCUGGAGAAAGUGGAGAAGUUUAAGUAUAGUCAGAGCCCUAUGGAUGCCCUCCAUGCGAAGUACAACAUCAAAACAUGUGCCACUGUGGUGGGGGACGAUCAGUGGGGCCACCUACAAGUUGACGCCACCUCCCUUUAUCUGCUCUUCGUAGCCCAGAUGACAGCUUCAGGUCUUCACAUAAUAUACACUCAGGAUGAAGUAGACAUCAUCCAGAAUCUUAUGUUCUACAUAGAAGCUGCCUAUAAAAUUGCAGACUAUGGGAUGUGGGAACGAGGAGACAAGACAAACCAGGGAAUCCCAGAACUCAAUGCCAGUUCAGUAGGCAUGGCUAAAGCAGCACUGGAGGCCUUAGAUGAACUGAACCUGUUUGGUGCUAACGGUGGGCCUGCAUCAGUAGUUCAUGCUUUAUCUGAUGAAGUGGAGCACUGUCAGUCAAUUCUUCAUUCUAUGUUGCCAAGGGCUUCAAACUCAAAAGAAAUUGACGCGGGCAUCCUUUCAGUUAUCUCCUACCCAGCCUUUGCAGUGGAAGAUAUUCAGCUUGUAAAUAUAACAAAGGAGGAAAUCAUUUCAAAAUUACAGGGCCGGUAUGGUUGCUGCCGGUUUCUUAGAGAUGGACACAAAACUCCAAAAGAGGACCCCAAUAGGCUGUACUAUGAGCCUGCUGAACUAAAGCUGUUUGAGAACAUCGAGUGUGAAUGGCCCUUGUUCUGGACCUAUCUCAUUCUGGAUGGCAUCUUCAGUAAUAGUCCUGAGCAGGUUCAGGAGUACAGAGAUGCUCUGGAAGGGAUUCUGAUUAAAGGAAAGAAUGGGAUACGACUGGUACCAGAGCUUUACAGCGUCCCUCCUGACAAGGUGGAGGAAGAGUACAGGAACCCUCACACCGUUGACAGAGUUCCCAUGGGAAAGCUGCCCAUUAUGUGGGGACAAUCUUUGUAUAUUGUGGGCAGCUUAUUGGCAGAGGGAUUCCUGGCUCCAGGUGAAAUUGAUCCACUAAACAGGAAGUUCUCUACAGUCCCAAAGCCUGAUGUGGUUGUCCAAGUGUCCAUACUAGCAGAGACAGAGGAAAUAAAGGCCAUCUUACAGAAGCAUGGGUUUAAUGUACAAACGGUAGCUGAUGUUUACCCUAUUAGACUUCAGCCCUCUCGGAUCCUCAGCCACAUCUAUGCACGGCUAGGUCGCAACAGGAGGCUUGGCCUGACCGGGCGACCUUACCGCCGCAUGGGCGUCCUGGGAACAUCCAAACUGUACAUAAUCCGAAACACCAUCUUCUCUUUCACACCACAGUUUAUAGAUCAGCAGCAGUUCUAUUUGGCCCUGGAUAGCCGGAUGAUUGUAGAGAUGCUCCGCACUGACCUCUCCUACCUCUGCUGCCGCUGGAGAAUGACCGGUCGACCCACAGUUACCUUCCCCAUCUCACAAACCAUGCUGACUGAAGAUCGGUUAGAUUUGGAUCCAGUUAUCUUAGCAACACUACGGAAACUACAAGAUGGAUAUUUUGGUGGAGCUAGGGUUCAGACAGGCAAGUUGUCAGAGUUCAUGACAACUUCCUGCUGCGCACAUCUUAGUUUCAUGGACCCCAAACCUGACGGUAAGAUGCUUCAUCAGGACUAUGAUGAUGAUGAUGAUGAUGUUUUAGACGCGGUGGAGUCUCUGCAUGCCUUUCACUUUGCAGAUCAUGUGGACACCAUUGAUGAUCUUGCCAAGUAUUUAGACCAGCUGUUGAAAAGUCCAGCUCCCACGCCGUCGCAGGGUCCCAAGAAAGGAGGAGUGAGUCGUUUCCGUGCGGUUGCGCACCAGACCUGUGAAAUGGUGUCUCUGAUUAACAAGGCAAAAGAACUGGACAUACAGAAUGUGAGCAUGUACCUUCCCAGCAAGCUGUACCGUGUCCCUCAGCCCUCGUUCAACCUUCUGGACUCAACUCAGCCUCAGCCAGCUCAGGAUAUUAAGAUUCCUCGGAUGGUUAUAACUUCUGAAAUGAAUCUGCCCAAAGAUUCAUCCGGUAAAACUGACUUCAAGGCUCUGAUUGACCAGCUGAAGGAAUGCCCUUGUUUGCAGGAUCAGGCUGACAUUCUCUACAUUCUCUUCAACUUGAAGGGUGCGGACUGGGACACAGAGUACUAUGGCGAGCCCGGCACCACAGUGAAGGAUCUCCUGACUAAGCUCUACAACAAGGCGGGUGCCAUGCGUCAGUGGGGGCUCAUCCGCAUGAUCUCUGGCAUGUUAAAGAAAAAAGUGGAGGCACUAGACGAGGCCUGCUCAGAUCUGUUGUCACACCAGAAGCACUUAACAGUGGGUCUGCCUCCAGAACCUCGUGAGAAGACUAUUGUAGCACCUUUGCCUCUAGAUGAGUUGACAAAACUGAUUGAUGAUGCCAGUGAGCAGAAUAUCAACAUAGCAGUUCUUACCCAGGAAAUUAUGGUGUACCUGGCAAUGUACAUUAGGACCCAGCCAUCACUUUUUACUGAAAUGUUCCGUCUGAGGAUUGGUUUAAUCAUUCAGGUGAUGACAACAGAGCUUGCCCAGUCCCUCAACUGUUCAGGCGAGGAGGCCACGGAGAGUUUAAUGAGUUUAAGUCCAUCAGAUCUGAAGAAUCUUCUGCAUCAUAUCCUGAGUGGAAAGGAGUUUGGGGUUGAAAGAAGCAUGCGUUCUGUUUCUGCAAUCAGCCCUGUCAUAUCAAUCCACGAGGUGGGCAAUGUGGGAGCAACCAAGAGUGAGAGAGCAGGAAUCAGUAAACUCAAGCUGGAUAUGAAGCAGUCCUCUAACUUACAAGUCACAGACGUUGAUAUCAGUGAGUCUUCAUCAAUGAAAUUCAGUUCUUCUCCCAGUAUGGAUGGGCUCCCCUUCCCAGCUUCAGCAGCCACCGAUAGCCGCCAGGGGCAGUGGCUACGCAGGAGGAGGCUGGAUGGGGCCCUAAACAGAGUGCCAGUGGGCUUCUAUCAGAAAGUGUGGAAAAUCCUACAGAAGUGCCACGGACUCUCCAUUGAAGGGUUUGUUCUCCCGUCAUCAACAACUCGAGAGAUGACACCUGGAGAAAUCAAGUUUUCGGUUCACGUGGAGUCAGUCCUGAACAGAGUGCCACAGCCAGAGUAUCGGCAGCUUCUGGUGGAGGUCAUUCUGGUGCUCACCAUGCUGGCAGACAUUGAGAUCCAAAGCAUUGGGGGGAUUAUCCAUGUGGAGAGGAUCUUACACCUUGCCAAUGACUUAUUCUAUGAAGAGCAGAAAGCUCUUGGUGCAGGUGACGAUAUCUUGAAGAAAGAUCCAGCCACUGGAAUCUGUAUUCUGCUAUACGACAGUGCUCCCAGCGGGCGCUUUGGUACCAUGACAUACCUCACUAAAGCAGUUGCAAUUUAUGUGCAGGACUUCCUACCCAGCAGUGGCUGUGCAAUGCAAUGAAACAUGAGAACCAAACCACUGGCAUCUGAGGGUUUAUAAAAGAAAGACAGGCUCAAGUUUGCACUUUCUUUCAUUUAAAUAAAACAGGAACUUUUAUCUUUGUGUUUUUUCACUGUGCGUUUUCUGCAACAUGAGCUGCAUGAUCCUGAAAGACAUUGAAUGUUUUAUUGUAGUGGUAUUUAGACAGUUAUCAGACUGUCACAUUAGAUCUGAAUGAACAGUUGCUUGUAUUUCCAUGAAAAGGAAUGAUGUGAAAGGCUUUCGAUGUGAAUACAGUUAUCCUGAGAUGCAGUUCAAUUAGAUAUUUUCUAGAGAAGGUAGAGAUACACAAAAUCAGUAAAAUAUAGAUCAGCCCAUGAUAAAACUAAACUUGACUUCUUUGAUUACCAUUUGCACUGACUUUUAGAUGGACAUGGUUAGGACAAGACUUCCAUUAGUUGUUUUUGUUUUGUUUUUUUGUUACAAUUAAGUGAUACAAGAAACACAUUACUUAACAUUAGCGGGAUCCUAUGUUGUCUGUAUCACAUAAAUAUAUUUUAAUCAUAAUGCUGAGAAAUGUAUUCCCCAGUUGAUUAAUGACCCAUGGUGUGGAAAUAGAAAAUAUCAGACUAUUACUUUGAAAAAUACAUUGCUGUGAUACAGACAACGCAAACGUAAUGGCAUGUUUCUUGUAAAACGUUGCAGGGUGUUCUGUAACACUCCAAGACUCCUGUAUCUGCCUGUUUCAGUUAUGAAAUACAGACAUCUUUGAAGGCAUCACACUGGUGUAGCUGCAAAGUGGGGGCUGAGUUUGUAAGCUUUCCUGAAAUACAGUGAGGCUGCAAGUUCCAGGGUUAUAGAGCUACAAUAGUACCUUCAAAUGCAUCUCACUCAGCAGCUAUAAUUUAAUAUGUACAACAAUAGUUCUCAGAGUGUAUUGUGUGUUAUGUUUUUAAGAUUUUAAAUUGUUUUACUAGUUAAUGUGCCUCUGCUAUAACAAAUGGAUCAAUAUGGGAAAGUGCCUGAUCCUUUUUUUAUUGAGGAGCUUCUGUUGUGUUACUUAGAGACUUGCAGUGCUGUACAAACAAAAUGUUUUGGUUUACCUCUUACAUUUUUAACAACUUUAAAAAAAAAAAAAUCUUGUGAAAGUCUUUUUAAACCAUUAAAACGAAAGAGUUA
This is a messenger RNA of Acipenser ruthenus (sterlet), 5900 nucleotides long. Its product is annotated as phosphorylase b kinase regulatory subunit alpha, skeletal muscle isoform-like. Gene Ontology annotation, cellular component: phosphorylase kinase complex. Bases 1065 to 4742 code for a protein of 1225 amino acids. Gene Ontology annotation, molecular function: calmodulin binding. The transcript has 32 exons. NCBI's taxonomy places the organism in Eukaryota, Metazoa, Chordata, Actinopteri, Acipenseriformes, Acipenseridae. Gene Ontology annotation, biological process: glycogen metabolic process. The record is from RefSeq and is a predicted model, not a curated record.